CAAUGAAUACAAGAAAUGAAUCAAUAAGUUUGAAACCGAAAAGAAAAAUGUAUAUAUAUUGAAGCCUUGGCCUUGGUGAUGAUCAACAACCAAUCUUUCUUUCUCUUGUUCAUUGCAAUAUGGAGUCAAAGAAAGAAAGUGCAAUUCAACAUUGGAGCCAUUAUCACCCAUUGCAUUACGUUGAAGAGCAAACCAAUCAGAGUAAAAAAGUUAUUUGCUCGCUGUGUAGGGAAAUGGUGUCAGGUCCAAGCUUUAGCUGUGCGGAGUGCAAGUAUCACCUUCAUAAGAAAUGUGUCCAGGCACCUACGAUUAUUGUCAAACACCCUCUCCACCGUGAGCACUUUCGUCUUUUGCUUGAGGCAGAUUCAACCGAUUUUAAGAGGUAUGGUUGCCAUCUAUGUAAUGAAAAACGUAAUAUGUUUGUUUAUCAAUGUUAUGAUUGCAAUUUCUUUAUUGACAUCAACUGUGCUUUGGCUUCACUUAACAUUCUUGGUAAAACAUUCCCUAAGGUCAAACAGCAAGCCCACCAACAUCCAUUGAUUUUCAUUGAAAACCAUCAUGAUGAACUCAAAAGAACUUGUUGCUCCUGGUGUCAAAAACCAUUAGUAGAUUCUAUAUACAUUUGCAUGGACUGUAACUUUUACCUUCACAAGAAAUGUGUAAACUUACCUCUUAAAAUUAAUCACCCUUGUCAUCGUCAGCACCCUCUUAUUCUUAACUUUGAUGUCAAUAAUCAUUAUUGCAAGCUAUGCCAACAGAACAACGAAGGAUAUUCCUAUAGUUGUUCUCUUUGCAAGUUUGAUAUUGAUAUCAAAUGUGUUUGGCAAAGGCCCGUUAUAGAAGAUGAAAGUUGUCAUAAGCACCCAUUCACCUUGUUAUGGAGACAAGAGUCAUUCAUUUGUGAUGCAUGUGGUAUGGAGGGAAAUUAUGUUUCAUAUAUAUGUUCUAUAUGUCACCUCCAAGUCCAUCAGAACUGCACCUCAUUACCACAUGCAGUCAAAAUUUCACGGCAUGGCCACCCUCUUUUACACCAUUUUUCCCUUCAGCAAGAAGAGCUUGAAAGCCAGGAUUGUGGCAUUUGUUUAGAUGAAGUGAAAAUAGAGCAUGGAAGUUACUAUUGUUUCAGGGGGGAUUGUAAAUAUAUUGUCCAUGUGAAUUGUGUAAUAGAGGAUUAUGAGUACUACGACAGAAUUGAUCAAGUAGAUCAAGAUGAGGAGUCCAUUGACUAUUUAGCUUUGCAGUCGGAUGACACAACAGAUUCUUCCAUCACAGAUGUUAUUGAGGUCAAUGCACAAGGAGAAGCUACAAAGAUAAAACAUUUGCUUCAUGAGAAUGAUUUGAUAUUGGGGGACAAAAUUAACGAGGAAGAUGAUAAAUGUUGCGACGGGUGCAUGCUAUCCAUCUCAACUUCUUCGUUUUAUUAUUGUUCACAGUGCAAUUUCCUUCUCCACAAAUCCUGCGCUGAAUCAUCAAGGAAUAAGCAUCUUUGGUUUUUUAAUUAUUCCACUACCCUCGCUUCAGCGGAAAUUUUCACAUGUAGGCAAUGUAAUCGCCUCUGCAGUGGUUUUUGCUAUUUGGAUUUGUGCCUAAGGUGUGCCAUACUUUCAGAUACACUCAAACGUCAAGGACACAAACAUUUGCUCUCUUUUGAUUUUAAAUUUCGAGGGCAAUGCAACGCUUGUGGUGUCAAUAAUGCUUAUAAUGGUGCGUAUAGAUGUAAAGCUUGCAACUAUGCUGUAGAUUUCAAAUGCAUGAGCUUACCACAUGCAACUCGGCACAAGUGUGAUGAGCAUCUCUUGGAGCUUACUUAUCAUGAUGAAAAUGUUUAUCCAGAACAACAUUACUGUGAUAUCUGUGAAAAGAAAAGGGAUCCAAAUCAUUGGUUUUAUCAUUGCAGAAUUUGUGAUACUUCUGUUCAUCCCACUUGUGUUUUUGGGAAAUAUUCUUUUGUCAAGGUUGGGUGGACACACGAGUCUCGGUAUCAUCCACAUCGUCUCACAUCUGUCCGGAGCAAGAUUUAUGACCAUCCUAGAUGCUCUGAAUGUGGUAAGCAUUGUGAAGAUUUAGCUUUCAAGUGUCCAGAGCCCGCAUGUGACUACAUUGUUCAUUUGGAAUGUCUAUAGUAAAAAAGAGUGCAAUGUAAAGAGUAUGAUUAUGUUUAAUUUGUUAAUUGUGAUAUAUGUGUUUCUCUUUCUCUGUUGCUACUUUGUACCAAUCCUUUUAAUUUCGUAUUAAUAAACGUUUAUUCAGGGCUUUCAAUUGUUUAAAUUCCAAAGUCACUUUUUGAGUUUUUCUAAUUUCUUUUUAAUGGAAUC
Molecule: messenger RNA, 2315 nt
Organism: Durio zibethinus
Lineage: Eukaryota; Viridiplantae; Streptophyta; Magnoliopsida; Malvales; Malvaceae
Source: RefSeq, a predicted model, not a curated record